AUGGAGGUCGAGGCUCAGACCCAAGCCUUCCAUCCACCUGUAGUUCGUUCACCUGAAAGUUUGCGUCAACGUCAACGAGAUCGAUUGUCCCCUAGAGGCCGUUUUGCGACAAUUAAUACUAUACCUACACCUGUCACAGAGGUCGAAAGACAAAAUAAUAAUGUGCCAUCAUUGUCAGCUCCGAAUUUGAGGAUUACUGGAAAGAGAAACCCGAACCGACAGAAAAAGCUGAUGCAGGAGAGUUCGCGCAAUGAUAAUAAUGUUUACCGGCGGGCUAAGAGAGAGGUAGACGAUGAGAAAGGCAGUAUUGCUCCUGAUGGGGGAUCUGCUGGCCGGGAAGGUAGACAAUUUACCGUUGCUAAAGUUGGGAAUGGUGGAAAGAUAUACUUACGCCCGUCAAUACGUCCAGCAAACCAGCGCUAUCCUCAGCCAUCUUUCGUCUUUCCAACAACACCACCAGACACUGCUGGACCUGAUGCUGCCAGAUUUCGUGGAGAAGAGGAGGAGGAUUUGAGUCACCGCAGUAGUCUUUGGUCCCCGUCAAAGUCGGCAUCGAGCCUAGCCCAGCGAAUAGAAUUUGCAGCUCCACCAAAAACACGACGCGCGAGAGCACACUCAUACUCGACUGUAGACGAUCAAUACGCCCCAGUCACCGACAAGGACGCUGGUGCUUUCAAGGUUGUUAUCGAAAGGCCCGGGACCGGUACGGCCACCCAAAAGCCUGACUUUUUUCAAGGUACUCCUGCUCUAGAUGUCACUAUCCCUUCGUACAAGUUAGGAAAACCACGAUUCAGCAUGCGCGGCACCCCUUUCCUUCGAGGUUCUUAUACGAACACCAAUGAUGACCCUAGUGCCGUCAGUGGUCCACCAAGCCCAAACUACCAACCAUGCCCAAUGCCAUCGCCAAGAAUUGUUAAGCCCUCGAGAGCCAUUGAGCCCGAAAUGUUCGAUGCUCUCACUUUCAAGCCAGCUUGUGAUCACCCAUCUAUUGUCCGCUAUGGCGAAAGUGGAGGUAUUAGAGCGGCAACUCCAGCUCGUCUUGUUGCAGAAAUCACGUCUCCCACUUUCGUCGAUUAUGACCUUCUUUCAGAUUUCUUUCUAACGUUUCGAUCAUUUCUCGAGACAACAGAUCUGUUGCUCAUGCUCAUCGCGAGACUGCAGUGGGCAGUUGCGAGAAACGAUGAGAUUGGUACGGUGGUCAGGGUUAGAACUUUCGUCGCGAUUCGCCAUUGGGUACUAAAUUACUUCUUGGAUGAUUAUGUCAUUGACUACGAGUUAAGAGUGUUGUUCUGUGAACGGCUUAAUGCAUUUGCAGAAACACUUCUGCAAGGCGAAACGCACUCAAAGGUGCCCCUAAAGAUAGUAGAGGAGCUGAAGAAGUGUUGGCGGAGAGUAUGUGCAUUAUACUGGGACGGGCCCGAGUUUGACCCAGAUCUUAGAGUUGAGGUUCCAAUAGUUGCUGGGGGAGUAGCUGGUUCCCGAGAUCCCAAUUUAGAUCCAGCUUUCUGGGAGACCCACCCCGCAGGUCCCCCACGACUCGAUGGGAUUAUUGAGCCUGACUUCAUUGAGCAUGACACCUCAUUGGUUGAAGGACGAAACUUCUUCGCCGAUGUUUCUCGUGCAGGUUACAUUGACUCUAUAGCCUAUAAUCCUACCCCUCCAAAUACCAGAGAGGACGACGACGACCCAGAACCACCCCCAUCGCCCACGAGCAUAGUUAGUGAAGACUUUGUAUCAUGCUCAUUUCCUAGUCGAACAAGAGGUGGCGGAACUAUCAACCCCUUGGGGGCGCAUCCAGUUCCUGCCAGCUCUAUAUACGAUCCUGCUCCCCCUGUGGCAACCACACCUAAAGCAUUGGCCGGUAAACGAGUGCGCCCUUCGCAUUCACACAAGCGCAGUGCAAGCUUCUCCGACUCGUUGAGAGAUUGCCGAGCGCAACCAGAUCCCGUACCACCUGUGCAGAAGGUUAUUUACAAGAGUACGGAGUUACUUCUUACUUUGCCUCAUGCUGGAAGUUUAGUGAGGGGAAACCUCUUCCCUCCCGGACAAGCUUUUGUCGAUAUUGUCGCCCCAAGCACUCCAGCAGAGUUUGUUCGAGAAACAACUUUGUUUCCCAGACCGCCACCCAGCCACAAAGGUCCUUCGGCAAUGUCGGGACCAGGGAUGAAAAAACUUUUAGGUAGUGUGCGUCGUGCAUUGAGCACUAGAGCAGGUCAUAACCCCACUGGUUCUCCAACGCAAGGCAGCUUCCCCAAUAUGCCUCCUCUGGGCAUUCGAGGGGCAACUAUAAACCGGCUUCCUGGUACCGCUGUAGUCCCACAAGCUCAAAAGCACGACUCAAUUCGUGCACCAAUGAGGAUUGACUUGCUUGGCGCCGAAGUUGCCGAAGACUUCAAAAGGGCAGUUCGAGAGGAAGAGGAGGCUGAUGAGGCCCGUAAUUCUCGUAUAAUCAAGCAGCCGUCACCGCCAGGGAGUAGCCAUCGCGAAUCAGCAAUCCACUACUCGACUAUGUGCCCCGACAUCACCUUGGAAAAUGCGGGUUCCAUAACUUACAGGUCACCCCGGAGUGAAGUUACAAAUGGAAGCAAGAGUAUCUUAAUUGUUGACGAUACCAUAGCGUUGCCCUUGCCUAUGAUGACCGGCGCAUUGGCCGUGAGCCCAUCUUUCGGCUCAAUCGCUGACACCUUUUUGCAUCUAUCUCAUGGACCUACCCCGCCAACAACGCCCCCAGGAGUUCCUUUCCCUGGAACCCCAAGGAGAUCAUCUCAUCUACUAGGACAUACUGUGAACCGCAGUUUAUCGUUAGAAGGUCUUCCUUCGCUCGUCGGUGACUCGCAGCCAUCAGGAGAAUGUGAGCACCCCUUAGGUCCGCGACCAAUUCCUAGACAUUCAAUGAGGCUUCACAGUCAAACCUACCGAGUCAGAAAAUCUGCAUCACUACGCCGGCAUGCGUCUUUUCAUAGUGGUUUCACUCGGCACCACAGGAGUGAGAGAAGCUUCGAUGCCACCACAUUCACUGAAGAACAAUCAGUGAGGGAAAGUUAUUCUCGGAAUGCGUCUAUCCCGCUUCCACUCCGAGUACUACGAAGAAGACCUGGUGGAGAUUUGAGAGCCGUGGGCAAUGUUGGGGAUCUCAGUAACGCUAACCCUCGACCCAUGUCGACUGGCUCCCUGACGACUUAUUCCGAUUCUGUACGAAGCUCGUAUCUUCUUGGUAGUGGAGAUGAUAGCCGAUACGUCGAUGUAGUAAACAGUGAUUAUGAUGAAACUCAAGCACAUGUAGAGACAUUCUCAUUGGGGGCUUUAGCUGAGGUCACACCCAAAGGCCGCGUCUCGCUAUUCGAUACCCAUUCAUCCCAACCGGUCAUGCGCCCUUCUUUUGAGAAAGAAGCUCAGAUGCUUGCUCAGAUUCCAGAUGACAUUGACGAUGAUGGUGGGGUUGAGUCAGCUCUUCUGAAACUCGAAGGGAAGUUCGAGCAGAGGCGCUCCGAAACCUCAGGUGGUCAAUUUUCUGGCAGAUUUGAGAACGAGGGAAAUACCAAUAGCUUUGGCGGCGGCCCAUAUGAUGUCAGUACACUUAAUUUGGAUUUCGGCCAGGAAGAAAAUCGCAGGCGCCGACAGCGAAAUGUUGUGGACUCGAGAAUUUUCAACAAUCCAAACCCAACUACAUAUCAGUCGCAGCAGGCUUCGGUCAGCACAGAACAUAGACCGACUGCAUAUCAACCGACAGGAGUGCCAAGGACUUCCUCGCUAUCGGGGUCAAAUGGUCUCACGGAUUCAUUUUUUGAAGGCUCUUUCCUUGACAACGCAUUUGACGAGGAUGCAAGUUAUCACAGGCAUACACACAAUUGGUCAGAACACUCAAUUCUUGAAGGGCCCGAUGAAGAGCACCAACUGACUACGGACAACACUUCGCAUUCCUCUCAUCAUGGAUCCUUUGAUUUCAUAACUGAAACAGAAAGCCUGCGAAGAAUGCGCCCCGGCGCAGAAGGACCUGCUCGUGAGAGUGGUACUCAGUCGUUCCUCAACAUUGACAGUGAUCUUUCUUCGGAAAUGUCUGUCAUUUCGCAAUCCGAAUAUAUUGAAGAAAUGCCAAACAUGGCUGUCCCAGCUUCGCAUCCUUUGAGACAAGAGGCAGUGAUUAAGGAAACAUCUCACCCAUCUAAAUCAGCACAUCAUCCUCCAUCGCCUCCAAUAACUUUUGUGCAGGCAUUGAAUAUGUCUCCAAACACUGCGAAUAUUUCUCAGAUCCAUGAUUCCCAGCUGGAGCAGAGAAAUUCGCUACCACCAACUCCAGAUAUCACACCCACUACUGCCCUCGGUUCAAGUGGAUUUGGCAGAGAUGCCUUGCGGCCCAGUGGUACAAGUGAAGCUUCUCGUAAAACAUCUGUCCACCUACCCUUCAUUCUUGCCUUUGAUUCGCGAGUCCUUGCUCAACAGUUUACUCUCAUUGAAAAGGAUGCAUUGAAUGAGAUUGAUUGGAAGGACCUCAUCGAAAUGCGCUGGAGAGAUGCUGCUACGGAUACUCGCUCUUGGGUUGAAUUCCUGCGCUCGUCGGAACCUCGAGGGGUGGAAGUUGUCAUCGCUCGGUUCAACAUAAUGGUCAAGUGGGCUGUGUCUGAAAUAGUCUUGACUGGUGAUCUGGAAGAACGAGUUCGAUGCAUCAUCAAAUACAUUCACAUUGCCGUGAAUUGUCGGAAAUAUCGAAACUUUGCUACGAUGACACAACUCACGGUGGCUCUGACCUCUAAGGAUAUCUCCCGUCUUACCUCGACGUGGGCCCACGUUCCAGCGUCGGACAUACAAACACUUCACGAAUUGGAAGAACUUGUGACACCUACUAGUAAUUUCCAUAACUUGAGAGCUGAGAUGGAAGGCUGCGGUGCAGAUCGAGGCUGCAUUCCAUUCGUUGGAAUCUAUACUCAUGACCUCAUCGUCAACUCGGAGCGCCCAAGUCAAUUUGCAAGCACGCCAACAACGGAACCUUUGGUAAACUUCGAGAGGUGUCGAUGUGAAGCAACUAUCACAAAGAAUCUUCUUAGAUUGCUUGAGGCUAGCCAAUUGUAUAGAUUUCUUCCCAUAGAAGGCAUCACUGAAAGGUGUUUGUGGAUGGCAGCAUUACGAGAUGAGGACAUUGCGAAAUAUGGGAAGUCGAUUCAAAAUUGA
This is a messenger RNA of Sclerotinia sclerotiorum 1980 UF-70, 5166 nucleotides long. RefSeq lists its product as hypothetical. Gene Ontology annotation, cellular component: plasma membrane. The transcript has 3 exons. Lineage: Eukaryota; Fungi; Ascomycota; Leotiomycetes; Helotiales; Sclerotiniaceae. The record is from RefSeq and is a predicted model, not a curated record. Gene Ontology annotation, molecular function: guanyl-nucleotide exchange factor activity. The coding region runs from base 1 to 5166 and encodes 1721 amino acids. Gene Ontology annotation, biological process: Ras protein signal transduction; positive regulation of GTPase activity.